AUGACCGCACGUAGCAUCCGCAACCACCACGCGCAGCUCGAGGAAGAGGAGUCGGGGUCCAGGGAGGCGAAUGCCUACUGGCAGCAGGUCAAUUCAGGUCCAAACAUUUCUAUCACCGAGUUGGAUCCAUGGGAAGAGGAGGACAAGGAGGAGGAGGAGGAACAUGUUCGGUCAAAGGAAGGUGGGCACACUGAUGGGGAAAGGACAUGGAAGUGGGAUGCGACCAACAUGAUUAUGGUGAGCGAGGCGAAGUCGCUUAGCUCAAGGGGAUUGGAGAAAAAAAACCCACUGAAGAAGACCGAGAUGACCCCCUGUGGAAAAGCCAAAAAUGAUGAUGCGAAAAGAAAAGAAGAAGACAAAAUGGAAAGCAAGAAGAAGUGUGUGAGGUGGGAAAAAAACAGGCUUGCCACUUCGAACGGUACACUCCUAGUGGGAAUUCAUUUAGGUAAUCAUUUGAACCCUCGUCUGGCCCCGUGUCUAAGCACCCCACACGAGGUGAAGAAGAAAAACAAACUUGGAGAAAAGUCAGUGGAAGCCCCCAGCGUGAGAAAAAUAACCACACAGGAUACACAUAACCUGAAAGGACCCCUCGUGAGCGAAUUAAAAAGAGGUUGUAAAAUGGUAACCAUGAAGGGAUGGAACAAAACCAUAAUGUCUCUUAACAGAGUUAAGGAAUGCGUUAAGGAUACAAAGAAUUGUAAAUCGUCCUUUGUGAAAAAAACGAUCAGUAGAGUGGCAACUCCUCACCCUCCCUUCCAUUGUGUUCCUCUAAGGGGUGAGACAAAAUGGAAGAAAAGCGAACAGGGGUUUCACUCGAGAAGUGUGCACAGGAGGAGGACUCCAAUAGGGAAAGUCAAAAGUAUCCCCAAGGUAAAACCCCAAAUUAGGACAAGUGUGAAAAGCGCUACCAGUAAGGGGAUAGAGCCUACCAAAAUUAAACAUGUGGUGAAGAAACCACCGAGCAGGAUGAACCCCGUAGCAGGAAAGGGUGAGCAAAGGGGGGGAGUUGGCCAAAGGAUGGGGAGUGUCACUCUUAGAAGAAACAUUACCGGGAGAGAGAAGAUGCACUUAAAAAGGGGAAGCUGUGGUAGGAAGAAUGGCCCCCUCGCUGGGGGAGCCUGUUGCAUAAGGAUGAGGAGCAGGAGAAAGGGCGAGAUCUCCCCAGGAUGUCCCAGAAGGGAGAAAGGGAAAAUGAAAGAAAGAGGGAGGGAAAACGAAAAAGGAAAGUCCAAAACAAAAGAGAACGGAGAAAGGGGCAAAGGGGAACAAAACCACUCGAGCGCCACUGUUAGAAGCCGCAUAGAAGACAAGCGCCAGGAACUGUUGUGCAGUGUCAGAGAAAGACUCUCGGGGGGGACUAGCCACGAACAAUUGGGGGGGAGCGGCACAGGGGGUAGGGUUCCAGUACAGUUGGAGCGUGAGAUGAGAUGCGGCGUUAUGAACACGCACGUCUACACUUAUGUGGGUAGCCAAUUGGGCGCGUAUGGCGGGGAUGCGCCUGAGGAGGCACAGCAAUGUGAGAAAGAGAGCAGCUCGUUGCUGCACCCACCCCUUUCAAGCAACACCUACCAAGUGGGCGCAUCGUGUGUAUAUGACCACGUUACGAAUUGCGAACAAGGAAGAGAAAGGAGCCAUGGAAAGAUCAACACAUGGAGCAGUGAUGAUGAUAUAAUGAUGGGGACUGUCCCAUCUUCAUCUGGUACCUCUAUCCAGGGGAGCAAGUCCAUCACAUGGAUCGGCUCUCGGGUAAAUGAAGCCGUGGUCAGGGGAAAGAGGAGAUCACACAGCUUGAAUGCUGAACAGGAAAGUAGGUCGGUGAACCCCCUCAUCCUUACGAAUGACCUACGCAUUAAAAUAUGCUACAGUAACAACUACGCAGAUUUAAGGAGGAUGGGAGGGCUUCUUCCCCAUGAGAGGGUUGCUCCUGGUGCAGCGGAAGAUCAUGUGGGCACAAAAGUGAAAAAAGAGUCUUCUAAACGAGUAACACACAAGGUACCCAAAUACGUAACCGAAGCGGAGCCACAAAUAAAUUAUUCUCAAGUGUCCUACCACAGCGAUGAUCACCUAAACAUAAGUGAUGACCUGUUCCUCAUUUCGCAAGACUCAGAAAAGAUGAAAUCAAAUGGUGGCUACCUGGACAGAAUAAAUUUGAAGGAAAUUUUUGACCGAGACCAGGGAUGCUGCACCUCCUCCAACAGUUGGGAGGGACAAAAGACAGAGUGCCACACAUGUAUGGAAGGUAACAUGCUACACACUUUUAAUUUUGUAAAUGCAGAAAACGGAACUCCUCAUCUGGUGGAACAGAUGGAGAAAGAUGUUUCUUGCGUGAGAGAUGUGGUUGGUGAUGAGCAGGGGGCACAUGGAUUAGAAGGAGAUGAAUAUAUCGACCUAGAACGUACAAAUGAGCAGUGUAUCGGGUGGUGUACCCCCCAGCUAGGACAACACGAAAUGGAGAACAAUUGUUCACAUAAAAACAGGGCACCCAUCUUGAAGGGGAUUGACUUCAACAUCAGUGUUGGAAGACGCAAAAAGGACAAUCACAUACUUAGUAGUGGAAUAAAAAUAAAAAAGCAUUCUUUGUGGACAAGUGCACACAGUGUUGAACAAGAUGGAAGGAGUGAUGAUGAGGGGGAGAGGCAGACAGAUGAGAACACAAACGAUGCACACAUAAGUGAUCAUACGGAAAAUUUAAUCGCACCCUGUUUAGGUGAAAAAGAGGAGGAGGAGAAGAAGAAGAAGGUUUAUAUAAAUCCAUUUACCCUCGAGAAUGGAAGCAACUCGACGUCAGCGUCCCUUUGGGAGUGUCCUAGUAGAAACUUCAUUAACAAUUCGCAUUUUAAUUAUUUGGUGAGUGAGGAGAGUCACCGGGACAGCAUGAUGAAGGUGGUAGAGGACAAAGUGAGUGGUGAGGUGUCACUAGUACCCUGCCUUGAACCGAAAGAAAAGAUUAAUAAUAAGUUUCAUAUAAAUACCAGCGGUGGAAGAAACAAAAACGAAGCCUUUCUCAAAUUGGUAGGAAUAUCUCAAAUGAAAGGAACAACAUUAGGGAAAUUAAAAAAAAACUUCAAAAUAAAUCAUCCUUGUGGUGGAGUGUCCACAGAAGGGGAGGAAACUCUUCAUGAAAUUAGCAAUGGGGACAAAAGGGAUACGAACCGUUUUGAACAGCACUCUAAAAGCAGGGACAACUUCCCAUUUGAGAAGGAGAGGAGAGGAAAAAUUGUGAAGAAGAAAGGUAGUGAUGGUGUGCUCCAACGUCCGCAUCUACACACAGAGGACUCUGUCAUUGGCCGAGGGGUGACGCAUUCCACUGCAAACACGAUUGGCACAAAGUCGACCGACACAACACACAAGGACAAGGCUGGAUAUGGUUCCCCAACGGGCAAGGAAGAGAGAAAAAAAAAAAAGAAAAAAAAAAAAGAAAAUGAAAAGAUAGUAAAAAAAAAAAACAUUGUAGGACAGAAGAAACGUAGCCAAUCAACGAAAACGCCUCAACAUUGCGAGAAAAUUUUUUCUACCAAAAAUCAGGGCAAGGAGAACACAUACCCAUUAGACGCUUCCACAGUUCAAACGAACGGCACGAGUAAAAAGGUGGCUCCGCAUGUGGGUAAUAACACCCAAGAGGCAGCAUGUCAACCUGGAAGAGAAAAGGCGCAGGGAAGAAGUGGUCUCCCAGCAAAGAGCUCCUCCUCUUUAGUUAAUCACAACGGUGACUCCACGUGGAGUGAAAAAAAAAAAAAAAAAAAAAAAAAAAAAGUGAAAAGAAAUAGUUGCCAAAUCCACCAUUACGACAAGGGGAAUAUAAAAGACGAAGAAAAAAAAAAAAAAAAAAUCCCAUCAUCAUAUGCUGUUUUGCAAAUGCUCAUUAGGAAGAAAAGAAAAAAGGGACUUACAAAGACUGAUGGGGAGGGGAAAACUCUGAAGAGGGUAACGUGCAAUCUACACAAGUGCGACGUGGUGGUGGGGAGGGAGAGACAAGGAUGUGUAUUUUCUCCCCAAACACGGAAUUCCAAUUUUAAGGCCCGAAGCGGCUGCAGUGUCGCACUUUGUGGAGCCGUUCCGGGGGGAAAAACGAAAAAAAAAGGCAAAACUCAGAAAGGCUCUAAAGGGGUUAAACGGGUUAGAAGUGAGAAAGGAGGUGGUCUGCGUAAAGUAGAGAAAGAAUGGCAGGUCAGGAUGAAGGACGAGGUUCUUCUUGCAACACAAGACGACUGCUUUGCAAAUUUGGCUAACGGGAUCGACUGCGGGGACAGUGCCCCCAAGAAGGAGAAGCGGGCCAGGGAUGCCAAGGAAGCUAACAACGUCAGCAGCGCCAUGCCAAAUAGUGAAUCCAAGACGACCUCUCCUCCGAGUGAUAUCCACCAAGAGGGAGGAAGAAUUCGCAAAACGGAUUCAACACCUGGAGGACAAGACCCCCCCGAGAGUCCCACCACGAAUGGGUUAGAAAAAAUACCCCCAAGCAAAGUACGCACAAAAAUGAGUACAAAAAGGAGUAUCAGAAAGAGAGAGAAAGGAAGACCGUGUGAUGAAGCAAUGAAGGAUGGAACAGCCAUCUCAUUUCCCUCCCUUCGCAAUGUACUGCUCACAGAAGAUAUGCAACGAAGCGCCGUUCCUGAGAGAAGCCAUUUUUUAGGGCAAAGUGGCCAAGAGGUGUCUGUGCUGGAGGAGCUUAUUCAGAAAGGAAGAUGCCAGGUCGAGGUGGAAAAGGAGAGAAGCAUAAGGAGGGGGUGUGAGGAAUGGACUGACGAAGCAAGGGAGAGAACUAGCAUAGGGAUAGAACCCGAAACGGUACACACGGUGAAGAGGGAAAGGAGUGAUAAAAUGGAAUGGAUGGAGGAGAUGUCAGAAGCGGACUCGCUCGGUGUAGACGGCGUGGAAAAAUUUCACCAGACGUUUUAUGAGGAUAAAUUGGACUUCCCCUUAGGAGGGUUAAGCGGUAGCAGCAGUUGUAGAAGCUGUGGCAGUGUUCGGAGGAGAGAGGCAGACCUGCAACACGCCACGGGGGGAGUGCCCAGAGAUUACGCUGAGAGUGGAAGCGCCGAGGAAGGAAGAAGAGGAAACAAGGGAAAUGAUCCCACUUGCGGAAAAUUUUCCUUCUCACUUAACUUAGAGAAAUACGUGGCAGAUCACCGGAUAAAUCAGAUUCAUUUGAAAAGGAGCCUCUUUGGUGGUAACCAGGAGGGGGAACACAUAUUCAAGUGCACAUCGGGGUGUGAUCCUGAUUUAACUGAAUGCGGCAGUGCACUAGAAAGUGCUCACAUGGGAAAGGUGCUUAUAGAGAAUCCACACACACGAACGAUUGAGCAGAUUGAAGGUAGUAAUGUGCCCCCUCAGAGGAGAAGACAAAUUACGUGGGGAACAGAAGAAACCAACACGAGAAAUGUGAAGCCACUUUUUUUUAAAUGUAAUGAAAGACAAGUGAUGAAUGCUAGGGAAAGGAAAAGUGUCACUAAUGAUUUGAAGCAAGACGUACCUCACUUUAAUAUGAGGAAAGAUGCAUACCCAGAUGAAGAAGAAGGAAAAGGUUGUUUGAGUUCUCCAUGUGACCAGGUCAUGAAAGAUCAGGACUGCUCAUCCUUACGCUUCAAUGAAGGAGGGAUCGAACUUGGCCUCUUUUCGAACAGCAAAGGAUGUGCUAGCUUUGGUGAAAAGGGAGAUGGUGAUGGUAGUCCCUCUCCUCACUCGGCUGCAAACGGUGCCAAGUGCAUUCCAAGCCUAUUGAGUAGGACGAAAAGUUUGGUUUUUCGGAGGGGAAGAAGUGACUGCGAUGGGGGGACAACACUCACUGAGGGAGUUGCCAUUCCUAAUGGAGGCAGAAGCAUGAUCACCAAAAUGACACAUCAUGUUGACACACUAGAUGAAGAAGGAAGCUUAUUUAAAAAAAAGAAAAUUACAAGUGGUUCCUCCCGAUCAUCACUACUACUUCCUAAGAGGGACGUAGCGGUGCGGACAGGCAGAGUAAAUAUUUUCAGAAGGGCCAAAAGUUGUUCCAUACUUAAGGGCAAUGUCUUGGAACGCGAUUGUGCGUUUGACGUGGAGGGGAAAAAGUGGGUCGGCAAAUCGGGCGGCACAGCUACCAUGGCGAGAGCCAGAACGCCAGUGGGACAGUCCACCAAGCCCAGUACAGCUCUGAAGCGCAGUGCACUGACCUGCCGAAAGACCCUCGGGGAAAGCCACGCCAUUCAUAAGAGCCUCGUGAAAGGUGUGCAGACCCAGACGAGUGGCUGCUUGUGGAGGCCCUGUUUUUUGUUUGAGAGCGGCGUGAAAGAGUGA
Messenger RNA from Plasmodium fragile, 6270 nucleotides. RefSeq lists its product as uncharacterized. NCBI's taxonomy places the organism in Eukaryota, Apicomplexa, Aconoidasida, Haemosporida, Plasmodiidae. The record is from RefSeq and is a predicted model, not a curated record. The transcript is spliced from 2 exons. The coding region runs from base 1 to 6270 and encodes 2089 amino acids.